AUGGUGCUCAGUCUCAACGUUAUUCUGUUCCUAGCUUUGCAUAUCUUGCCUGGAAUGAAAAGCUCAAUGGUAAAUUUGAAUAACAAUGGGUAUGAUGGUAUUGUCAUUGCAAUUAACCCUAGUGUACCAGAAGAUGAAAAACCCAUUCAAAACGUAAAAGAAAUGGUAACUGAAGCUUCUACUUACCUGUUUCAUGCUACCAAAUGAAGAGUUUAUUUCAGUAAUAUAAGCAUUUUAAUUCCAAUGACCUGGAAGUCAAAAUCUGAGAACUUAAUGCCUAAACAAGAAUCAUAUGAACAGGCAGAAGCCAUAGUUGCUACUCUUUACCUAAAAUACGGAAAUGAUCGCUAUACACUUCGAUAUGGACAAUGUGGAGAAAAAGGACAAUAUAUACAUUUUACUCCAAACUUCUUGUUGACUAAUAAUGUGCCUAUCUAUGGGUCCUGAGGCAGAGUAUUUGUCUCUGCCCAUCUCUGAUGGGGAGUAUUUGAUGAGUAUAAUGUGGACCGACCAUUCUAUAUCUCCAGAAGGAACACUAUUAAAGCAACAAGAUGUUCAACUCAUAUUACUGGUAUUAACGUGGUUUUCAAGGAAUUCCAGGGAGGCAGCUGUAUAACAAGGCCAUGUAGACGUGACUCACAGACAGGGUUGUAUGAAGCAAAAUGUACAUUUAUCCCAGAAAAAUCCCAGACUGCAAGGGAAUCCAUAAUGUUUAUGCAAAGUCUUGAUUCUGUGACUGAAUUUUGUACAGCAAAAACACACAACAGAGAAGCUCCAAACCUACAAAAUAAAAUGUGCAAUCUCAGAAGCACGUGGGUUGUCAUGGACUCUCAUGAUUUUCGGAAUGCAUCUCCCAUGACAGGAAAAAAUCCACCUCCUCAUCCUACAUUUUCAUUGCUCAAGUCCAAACAGCGAGUAGUCUGCUUGGUACUUGACAAAUCUGGAAGCAUGAAUACAUACGACCGUCUCCUUCAAAUGAAUCAAGCAGCAGAAUUAUUCUUGAUUCAAAUUAUUGAAAAAGGAUCUUUGGUUGGAAUGGUCACAUUUGACAGUUUUGCUGAAAUCCGAAAUAAUCUAACAGAAAUAACUGAUGAUAAUGCUUACCAAAACAUCGUUGCAAACCUGCCUCAAUCUGCUGGUUCCUUCCAAUCUGUAAUUAAUAAUCUGGUUUUUCACUAUCAGGCAAUUGUCUACAGUAACCAGAGUACUUUUGGUUCUGAAAUCAUAUUACUAACAGAUGGGGAAGAUAAUGAAGUAAGCUCAUGCUUUGAGGAGGUAAAACAAAGUGGUGCGAUCAUCCAUACCAUUGCUCUGGGCCCUUCUGCUGCCGAAGAACUGGAGACCUUGUCAAAUAUGACAGGAGGACUUCGUUUUUCUGCCAAUAAAGACAUAAAUGGCCUUAUUGAUGCUUUCAGUAGAAUUUCAUCUAGAAGUGGCAGCAUCACUCAACAGGCUAUUCAGUUGGAAAGUAAAGUCAUCAAUAUUAGAGAGAGGAAAUGGGUAAAUGGUACAGUGCCUGUGGAUAGUACAAUUGGAAACGACACUUACUUUGUUGUCACAUGGACAAUAAAAAAGCCAGAAAUUAUUCUCCAAGAUCCAAAAGGAAAGAAAUAUAAAACCUCAGAUUUCCAAGAAGAUAAACUAAAUAUUCGGUCUACUCAUCUUUGAAUACCAGGUAUUGCAGAGACAGGUACUUGGACUUACAGCCUUCUAAAUAAUCAUGCCAACUCUCAAAUGUUAACAGUGAUAAUGACUACUCGAGCAAGAAGUCCUACCACACUCCCAGUAAUUGCAACUGCUCACAUGAGUCAAAAUACAGCACAUUACCCUAGCCCAAUGAUUGUUAAUGCACAAGUCAGUCAAGGGUUUUUACCUGUUCUGGGAAUCAACAUAACAGCCAUUAUAGAAACUGAAGAUGGACAUCGAGUAAUAUUGGAGCUCUGGGACAAUGGUGCAGGUGCUGAUACUGUCAAGAAUGAUGGCAUCUACUCGAGAUAUUUUACAGAUUACCAUGGAAAUGGUAGAUACAGCUUAAAAGUGCAUGCCCAGGCAAGAAAAAACAUGGCUAGGCUAAGUUUAAGAGAACGACAGAACAAAGCUCUAUAUAUACCAGGCUACGUUGAAAAUGGUAAAAUUAUACUGAACCCACCCAGACCUGAAGUCAAAGAUGACAUGGCAGAAGCUGAAGUAGAAGACUUCAGCAGGCUAACCUCUGGAGGACCGUUUACUGUAACAGGAGCUCCGCCUCCUGGAAAUCAUACUCAUGUGUUCCCACCAGGUAAAAUUACAGACCUCCAGGCUAAGUUUAAAGAAGAUCAUAUUCAACUUUCAUGGACUGCCCCUGGCAAUGUCCUUGAUAAAGGAAAAGCCAACAGCUACGUUAUAAGAAUAAGUAAGUGUUUCCUGGAUCUCCAAGAUUUUGACAAUGCUGCUUUAGUGAAUACUUCUAGUCUAAUACCUAAGGAGUCUGGCUCAAUAGAAAAUUUUGAAUUUAAACCAGAACCUUUCAAAAUAGAAAAUGGCACCAAAUUCUAUAUUGCAAUCAAAGCCAUCCAUGAAGCCAAUCUCACCUCGCAGGUUUCUAACAUUGCACAAGCAACCAAGUUUAUUCCUCCGCAGGAACCCAGUACCUCUGGUCUGGGUACCAAGAUUUCUGCAACCAAUUUGGUAAUUUUUGGAGUAGCUGUGAUUUUAUCUAUAUUUUAA
Diceros bicornis minor is the source of this 2706-nucleotide messenger RNA. Its product is annotated as calcium-activated chloride channel regulator 1-like. The transcript is spliced from 14 exons. Gene Ontology annotation, biological process: chloride transport. Gene Ontology annotation, molecular function: intracellularly calcium-gated chloride channel activity. The record is from RefSeq and is a predicted model, not a curated record. Lineage: Eukaryota; Metazoa; Chordata; Mammalia; Perissodactyla; Rhinocerotidae.